This is a messenger RNA of Priapulus caudatus, 1461 nucleotides long. Its product is annotated as peptidyl-prolyl cis-trans isomerase B-like. The transcript is spliced from 6 exons. Gene Ontology annotation, cellular component: intracellular membrane-bounded organelle. Gene Ontology annotation, biological process: protein peptidyl-prolyl isomerization; protein folding. Lineage: Eukaryota; Metazoa; Priapulida; Priapulimorpha; Priapulimorphida; Priapulidae. The coding region runs from base 193 to 786 and encodes 197 amino acids. The record is from RefSeq and is a predicted model, not a curated record. Gene Ontology annotation, molecular function: peptidyl-prolyl cis-trans isomerase activity.
UUGCCCCAUGUUCAGCUAUCUACGUUCAGCGAGUGACGUCAUACAACUAGGAACGAAUUGCGAGCCCCGUCCAAUUCACCAGUCUUGAACAGAGCAGACGAUAGAUAAGACGUCAGUUGCUGCGCUCAGCAAAAUCAACAUAUCCGAAUCCAGUGAUUCCGGCCCAGUAGAAUAAAAGACCACAAACUCAAAAUGAAGAUUUUCCUAGGAACGAUUCUCAUAUUUGCUCUGCAUCUGUGUCAGGCUAGCAAGACGAUGGUCACCGACAAAGUCUACUUUGACAUCAGCAUCGACGAUGAACCAAUCGGUCGCAUUGUUAUCGGACUAUUCGGCCAGACCGUUCCAAAGACGGUAGCCAAUUUCGUGGCCCUGGCCAGUCACAGUGAAGGUUACGGAUACAAGACCAGCAUGUUUCAUAGAGUCAUCAAGAAUUUUAUGAUACAGGGAGGAGAUUUUGAGAAAAUGGAUGGUUCUGGUAGCAAGAGCAUAUAUGGAAAAUAUUUUGAUGAUGAAAACUUCGAGGUGAAUCAUUAUGGACCAGGAUGGGUUAGCAUGGCAAAUGCUGGUAGGAACACAAAUGGAAACCAAUUCUUUAUUACAACAGUAGAGACAGACUGGCUGAAUGGAAAACACGUUGUAUUCGGAAAGGUGGUGGAAGGAAUGGGCGUGGUUGAACAGAUCGAAAGCUUGGAUACGGACGGGAACGACAGGCCUGUAGCCAAUGCCGUCAUCGCCGAGUCUGGCGUGCUUCCCGUAGAUAAACCAUAUGACAUUAAUACCGUAUGAAAAUCAGACUCGUGGACAAUAGUGCUGCAGCCCGUUCAACCAUUGUCUUUCUCACACUAAUUUUUCGUACUAUUAUGUUGUCUAUACUGUUCCCAGGCUCGAGGCAGCAUCACUCUUUUUAUAAAUUGUCUAAUAAAUUAUUUUUUUGAAGUGGUUUUGCUGCCUAGUGCAUGGUGAUGUAUUUAAAUUCUUUGUGUGUGUCUCAUGAAAAAUAUUGUGAGAGUUGAAUGUACAGUGCCAAAUCAGUUUCCUAGUAAAACUCUAUAUUAACAUGAAUGAUAUAUUCUACUUAUUUGUAGUAUGAUUUGUAGUACGUAUGAUCGGAGUAUUGGCCACAGAGAUGUUGGCUGUGAACAAUAUGUUCUGGAUUAUUUGAUCGAAUCUUUUGUAUAAUUUUCAACAAUUGACAUACAGAAUCUCUGGAAGAUGUUUUAUAGAAAAGCACAGAUGCUGUUUUGGUUGAUGAUAAUCAUAGAAUCAAAAAGAUGUUUAUUAUUUAUCAUUGCUGGGCUCCUUUUCGGAAUUAAUUAGGGUUGAUGACUUCGCGCUUCAAACGAAAAACCCAGUACAUGAAAUAACAUUUUUGUUUUAGAUAUUUGAUCCAGUCAUAUGAAAUUGUGUGGUUGAACCUUGUCGUGACAAGAUAGAAUAAAUACAUGUCUAUUUCAUCAAGCA